Messenger RNA from Lucilia cuprina (Australian sheep blowfly), 1136 nucleotides. RefSeq lists its product as uncharacterized. The transcript has 2 exons. The coding region runs from base 668 to 937 and encodes 89 amino acids. The record is from RefSeq and is a predicted model, not a curated record. Lineage: Eukaryota; Metazoa; Arthropoda; Insecta; Diptera; Calliphoridae. Gene Ontology annotation, molecular function: protein binding.
AUGUUUGGAGGAAAUAAAUGAAAUGAAAAUGGGUGGGUUACUAUCGCAUCUAUGACAGACUGAGAGUCUUGUUCAACAGUUUGAAAAUAUAAUAUCAAAUAUUACUUCAAUUUAGAAUAAACAAGUGUUUAACGGUCAGUUUCGUUGGUGGUUGAGUGAACGCCAACCAUUUCACGAACAUAACUAUUCUUUUAUUUAUAACUAUUUUAUAUAAUUUUUUCUGAUGACGAAUUUCAAAAUAUUCGUCAUAAAUAUUGUUUACCAAAAGCCGGUAAAACAUUUCAAAACAAUACCUUAAAGUGUGCAGUUCAUUCACCAGUUUUAAGUUUAAAAAAAUAUAUAUUUAAAAAAAAAACUUUUAAAAAAUAUACCACGCUGUAUUAAUAUUUUGGGUUUUUUGUAAUAAAAAAUAAAUGUUGUUUUCAUAAAGUGGGCUACAAACAACUACUAGUACUAGUAAGAGUAGAGUACUUGCUAAAAAUGUGUCAAUAUAUUUAACAAUGAACAAGUGUUAAUUUUUAAAUUAUGAAAAAAAAAAUACUAAAAUAAAUAUUAAGUUUGUUUUUAUUUUUAUUAUGGUUGUUUCAAGUCAAGCUUUUAAAAUACAAAAAGAAAAGUUCUAGUACCGUAAAUUUCAAAACUCAUGACGUUGCUCUAGUUUAAGCUCAUGUUUGCUACUCAAAGCAUGUCGAAAAAAUUCUCCAUACUGCUGGCAGUUUCUAUUACCAUUCUGUUGCUGUUGGUAGUUGUGGUGAUUGUAGUCACCGGGAGUUCAUGUGCCGCUCUAAGAAAUUGCGAUUCAUUUAAGCCCGUUUGUGCCACAAAUAAAUAUGAACAUCAAUUCUUUUAUAGCCAGUGUGAUAUGGUACGAGAAAAUUGCAUGACCGGAACAAACUGGAAACGUGAUCAUUUUUCACAUUGCAAUGUAAAUAGCUAAAUUAUGUUAAAUGCUACCACAAAUAACCUUUUUCGCAAUUAGUAUUAUAUUUAAAAAAUACAUAUUUAUAAAUACAUAAUAGAACUUUGUAUAUAAUUUUAGUUUAAAUUAGUUUUAAAUAUACUACCAAACAAAUGCCUUUAUUAUUAAUAUGCCAAAUAAGCAAAGUCAAUUGUAUUCUAAAUAAACUAAAAUAUAA